Messenger RNA from Ostertagia ostertagi, 5292 nucleotides. NCBI's taxonomy places the organism in Eukaryota, Metazoa, Nematoda, Chromadorea, Rhabditida, Trichostrongylidae. The record is from the annotation of a GenBank genome assembly.
AUGGCUACUACACUGUCCACUAGGCAGGGACUACUAACAAAAGCGCUGAAUAGGCUCAAUAGUGCAUUGGAGGCUAACAAGGAUUGGGCACAAGCAAUUCUACAACCUCCAUCGGACGAGCACGAGCGAAGGAUCUAUAUGAGGACGGAGCGGGCGCAGAUCCGAACGGUGAAGGCCAUUCUGGAAGCGGAAACGCUCAGUGUUGACGACGCGUUGGGACGCUACAGUAGUGCGGCUGACAGUUUGGCAGCUGAUACUCCGUCGUUGGAGGACAUCCUCAGAAAGGUCAAUUCCAACGUCGAAACGGCCGUAGCUGUUCUGGAUUAUGGACAUACAAUGCUGACCGCCCUGAAGCGCCGCCUAGAGGAGCUCGAUGAAAUGGAAACUCACACAAGCUUCUCAGAAGCCCCUCAGACAAAUUUGGCGCCGAUUCCUAUUCCCAAGUUCAGCGGACGCAUCUGGGAAUGGGACACCUUCUGGGGAGCUUUCCAGCACUCUGUGGAUUCUCGAGAAAUAGACGAUUUGUACAAGAUGAAUUACCUCCUUGACGCACUUCAAGGCGAGGCUAAAGAAACCGUCAAGCAGUUCGAGGUGUCUGGUCGCACCUAUCCAUUAGUCGUCGCCCAUUUGAAGGAAAAAUACGGAAAUACACAGGCUCUUGUAGACCACAUGAUACGCAGACUACAAAAAGCGCGAGCACAAAGCGAACGGUUGGAACACCAAGAGAAACUCUUGGAGGAGUUGUCGUCGAUCGUAUCGCAGCUUCAACUAAAAGGAGAGAACGUUGACAAUUGUUUUUUGCAAGAUCAACUCCUAGGAAAGUUUACAGAAGGAAUACAACGUCACGUGUUACGAACUAAGGAACAGCGGUCACCAAACGACAACUGGGACACCAAUAUGCUUCUCAGCUGUGCGAAAGAAUAUAUCCGGACGGAACUCAAGAUCGUAACCCGAGUUGGGAAAAGGCGAGAGCAGCAGCCGGUACAAGAGCCAGCAGGAGACAGGAGGUAUCCCCGGACAGGGCGGAAAAUCGCCUCAGCUUCGGAACGUCAACACUCCUGCUUCUACUGCGGUAAAGGCGAUCAUGCAGCAAAGGACUGCACCGAAGUGGCUACACGAGAAGAAAGAAUGUCCUUUAUGCGGAAACGAAACCUGUGUCUCAACUGUGGCUCUGCAGAACAUUGGGCAGGGCAAUGCAAAGGAGGAGCAUGCAGAAUAUGUAACAACCACGGCCAUCACACCUCCCUUUGCCAACAACUCCCUUCUGCGACGAAGAAACCAUCUGCAGCUCACGAAUCCAAAAAGCCGCACCAGACAUCGAAUAGAGCCACUCCCAAGCGGCCUGUUCAGAAAUCACUGAAUUCAUCCAAAAUGAACACUGUGGUAUCAGAGCCCCAACCAUCCGAUGAGGUGCCAACCACAGCUGCCUUCGUCAACCUUCAGCGAAGCAUAGCUGACGUCCACAUUCUCGUGGGACAAGCGCACGUCCUGAACCCAAAGGAUCAAGCUCUGGAAGCUAUUCAUGUACUGCUCGACACUGGGGCCGAUCGCUCAUUCAUCUGUACUGAGCUGGCGGAUCGCUUGCAGUUGCGAGAUAUCAGUUCAACCAAGUUGACUAUCAACACAUUCGGCUCUAAGCAGCCUCUGCAGCAAACAUGCGGAAUAACCCAGGUGCAAAUGUGGGAUUCCUACGGGAAAUCUCACAGAAUAACGGUUACGAAAAUAGGGACUGUCACAGAGCCAAUACUAAGACGCAGCCUCAGCGAAGAGGACAGACGAUUUCUGCGUGACAACAAUAUCUGCCUUUCUAUACAUGCGGAUAUCAUGGAACUCAAACCUCAAGUGCUACUGGGAUGUGCGGACCUGUACGCAUUUCUUGAAGGAGGCUUCGCGAACCAGAAGACGCUGCCUUCGGGACUGACACUCAUUCCUUCGAAACUAGGAUAUCUCGUGUCUGGAUAUGAAACACCUCCAGAAACGCAUCCUGUGGAACAGCCACACUCCGACGCAGGAGUCAAAACGAGCACGACAGGUUCCAUUGAAGACGAACAGGACUGGGAACAGUUCUGCACAUUUGAGUCGACAGGGUUCCUAAAACAACCAUCGUACUGGUCAAAAGAAUGUCGAAUGUUCGCCUUACCAGUUGAACAAUCAUGCUCGGUCACAACAGUUACAAGGUCCUCAUCGGAACUCCUGGAUUGGACUCGACACAAUCAUCUGCCGUCCGUGAAGAGAACUUUGGCGUAUGUACUGCGCUUCAUCCAUCGACUCUCGCUGAAGGUGAAUGCGGAGCUGAGAAAACGACUCGAGGCAAGCAUUCCAGAACUGCGCCGGAUGUCAAGUGAUGCGUACAUAACGGCCGAAGAGAAUGAGAUGGCUCAACGAGUGCUCAUUCGCCAUCACCAAACCACUUGUUUCACGGAAGAACAGCUGAAGGCACUGAAACAACUUAGCGUUGUGUUGAUCUCAGACCCUGCUCUUCCAAGAAAUUCGUGGAAGCUAGGAAGAAUCAUUAGCAUACCUAGCUCUAACAGCGAGAAGAUCAGAGAAGUGCAAUUGAAGUUACCAAGCGGACACAUCGUUAGAAGACCAGUCAAUCUUCUCGUUCCACUUGAGUUGGAAGAUAGCGAAAACGAGCCUCCGCCGUUCGUAACGGAGCCAGAAACUCCAGGCGAACCAGAAUCAGCACCUCGAUAUGAGCUACGACCGCGAAAACGGGUGAACUACAAUGAAACUACGACUCAUUGCUCGACUGUCCAGUCCUCGACUAUGGUGAAUGCUCCAGCAAAGGUUCUGCUAGCUUGCGUCACAGCCCUUAUGCUGGCUACAAACGUUGCAUCGGCUGCCAAGGUAGUUGGGCAUAUGUCCUGCAUCCCAGGAGGAGUGGCAAUUACUACUAACGACGUCGAGCGGUAUGAACUCUGUGUGGAAGGCAACUGUCACGUAAAAGACAAUCCCCACGGAAAGGAAACGAUACACUUUCCACCAGAAGUACUUCUACACGAACACCAUGUCCAGUUGAAACUUUUUAAAGGACAAAGCCUCAGCCUUCUGGAAGCCUCCUGCUCACCUGCCUCGUUUUGUGAAAAUAUCCGUUGUUGGAUUUGCACCGCUAACAUCUUCAACCCGGAGUGUUCCCCACGAGCGGCAAUCACGGCGAUCGCCUUCAUCAUAUACAUUGGGAUCGCAGUUGUGUAUGUACUGUGCUUCGUACCCGUAGUGAUCGGCAAACCGUGCCGUCUCUUCGGUAGAGGAAUGUGCAACUUCAUCAAGUUCACUGCACGCGUAGUGUGGCUACUCUGCCGCAAAUUACUAUUCCACCGAAGACAACUGGCUCGAAGAUACGAUGUACAGGAAUUCUUGAACACGCCUCUUCUAGCCGUCAUUUCUGUCAUCACCUUUUCUUCGCUUACGUUGUCUUGUCAGGAUAUCGACGUUUUCUUCUACCACGACUCCAUCUGCACUUUCGCUCCAAGUGGGCGGCUGAUAAGAGUUCAACCGACUGUACCGAUCAAUUACAACAAGAUGCGUAUCACCCUUACCAGCCUCUCCUUUCCGCCCACUCCGAUGUUAGCGUCAUCUUUCAUCUCCGACGGUUCUCGAAUGGCUCUUUGGAAUCACAAGGAAAUACCACACUUCCUUUGUGACUCAGAAGAACAAGCUAGGUUGCUCAACUGCACCGUCACCACAAAUUGUAAAUGCGAACCGGCAGAGAACAAAGUGACCUGUGUAUGCACCGAUUUCUACUUCACAAGCGUCUUUUCAAAAGAAAUCGAAAAUCGCUUUCCAAUACGGCGCCCUUGGAUAACAUUUGCGACAGCAAAGGACGAUGCAUCCGCAGUCGUGGCUUGGAUUCCCUCAUUUACCACAACGGAACUCUUAAUACAUCUGAAGGAAGAAUUUGACAACACCAUAAAGAUGGUAACGGACUCCAUCUGCACUGUUCCCAAUUCCAUCGCGAAAGGAUGCUAUCAUUGUCCGCAGGGAGCGACCGCAGAAGUAACGUGUACAACAAAUGGCAAUGCUACCAUGGCUACGGUAGUAUGCGAGGAGCAGUCCUUCACUAUUCCGUGUCAAGGAACAGGAUCGACGUCAACUUUGCGGUUCACUCACUCGUCAGCGAGAGUGAUGAAAAAUUGCACGGUUUCAUGUGGCACCGCUGAAACAACCUUCGAAAUCACCGGGGUUCUUCAGUGGGUCCGGACGAUCUACGGAUCAGCAACGAAAGUCAUCAACAGUGAAAGCAACGUGUAUGAUGAGCUGAUAUUUCCAGAUUUUGGACACAUUUUCGACGUGAUCCUCCACUGGUAUAAGACCGUCAUCAUCGUCCUCAUCAUACUUGCACUCGCACUGAUACUUGGAUACAUACUCCUGUGGUCCUGCGGGUGCACCAUCAUAGGCUUGAUAGGACGCAUGAUGCUGAAGGUUGCCUGGGGAUUUGUAUUCAUAAUACUCCUUCCAAAGAAGACGCCAUCUACCACUGCUGAGACGAAUACCACUGCCACUGCACCAUCUGUACCGGGAGCAACACCGCAAUCCAAACCGAGAGUACCGCCGAAACGGCCAACUCCCGCAGCGAAGCCAGCGGCGACGGCUGGGAAGGGUCGCGCUUCUGGAACAAUGCUGAAGGAACUUCUUCAACAAGGAAGUCGGAUUUUGCGUUUAGCCGCAUGCAAAGUCGACCAGCUAGCUCCUGCCGUUACCGUCACUUCAUCAGAAGAAAGCAUGCAGUACCUUAAGCGUUUCGAACAGUUGCUGCAGACUCAUCACGUACGGAGCGAAACUGCACAAAAAUCAAUCGAAGCUAAAAUCGACACGCUGAUGCUGAAGGUGGACACGAUCACGAAUCGCCUUGAUCGAGUAGAGCAAAUGAUGAAGGGAACCGCUACUGCUUCUGCAUUGAAGGAACAGUCGUCGGUGGAGCAAACUCGAUGGAGAGAGCUUCAGAUAGAGAUUCAAGGACUGCAAGCUAAAGUAGACGCACUGAACCUCCCGCAGCUUCAAAGAGACAUGGACGAACUGAAGGCAAGUCUCAAGGAGCUGAAUUCCCAAAAUGUUGUCGAUGUGGACUCGCAACCAAAUGCCGCGAGGGAGCCCUCCUCCGAGAUGGAGAGGGUUCUGCGACAGAUGGGUGAGACUGAACGAGAGCUCAAAGAGAAGCCAGAAGAAGUUGUGAUUCUCGCAGCACCGGGAGAGACCAGGACGCACGCCGAGGACAGGAGAAACGACGCAGUUCGACAAGAUCGACGGACCACCAGCACAGACGGCCCAAGUGAAAUGCCUCGUACAACA